Rhizoctonia solani is the source of this 684-nucleotide messenger RNA. RefSeq names its product carbohydrate esterase family 12 protein. Gene Ontology annotation, molecular function: hydrolase activity. Lineage: Eukaryota; Fungi; Basidiomycota; Agaricomycetes; Cantharellales; Ceratobasidiaceae. The coding region runs from base 1 to 684 and encodes 227 amino acids. The transcript is spliced from 8 exons. The record is from RefSeq and is a predicted model, not a curated record.
AUGGCGCGGUCUUCUUCUUCUUCUAUGCAAGGUUGGGGAGAAAAAAUUCCCCAGUAUCUUAAGGACAUCACCGUUGUAAACCGAGCUAUUGGUGGUCGCAGUGCACGGAGUUAUUGGCGCGAGGGGCGAUGGACAUCUGUCCAGAACUCUCUCAAGGCAGGAGACUUCGUUCUUAUCGAAUUUGGUCACAACGAUGGUGGCUCCCCCAGGACUAGCGAUCGCGCUAGUGUCGGUGGAGAAGGAAGCGAAACUCAGACCGUGACUCUUGCUGACGGAACUGUUGAAACCGUUUACACAUGGCCCACAUACGUUGGAUGGAUGAUCGACGGGGCAAAAUCCAAGGGAGCCACUGUCAUUAUAUCCGCUCAGACACCUAACAACCCUUAUGAAAACCGAGACACAAUUUCUAACUCCCCAACUCGAUUUGUAACUUAUGCGAAGAAUGUUGCCGCUAAAAAAGGUGUUCCAUAUGUCGAUCACUUUGCCUCGUGCAUAAGUCUCUACACUAAGCUUGGAAAGGGUGUCACUGAAUCAUACUUCCCUAAUGACCACACGCAUACUAACGAUGCUGGCGCCAACCAGGUCGCGUGGGCCUUCCUCUCUGGGCUUCAAUGUCCUGCGGCGGCUGGUGUACUUAAGCAGUACGUUAAUGACGUAGGAAAGGGUGCUGGUGCUCGGUGCUAG